Gopherus flavomarginatus (Mexican gopher tortoise) is the source of this 905-nucleotide messenger RNA. RefSeq lists its product as uncharacterized. The record is from RefSeq and is a predicted model, not a curated record. Lineage: Eukaryota; Metazoa; Chordata; Testudines; Testudinidae. The transcript has 4 exons. Gene Ontology annotation, biological process: immunoglobulin production; immune response. Bases 54 to 905 code for a protein of 283 amino acids.
CCGAAGGACAGGGUUGGCUUCUUCUCUCCCUCUGUCCGUCUCUUCUCUGCACCAUGGACCUGUGCGCUCUGCCUCUCUGUCUCCUGGGGCUGUUCCUGGCAGGUUCUUGUGCCCAGCACGUGGUGACGCAGCCGCCCUCAGUGUCGGGGUCUCCAGGGCAGACUGUGAAACUCUCGUGCAGCGUCAGUGGAGGAUACAGCAUCAGUAGCUAUGGAAUAGGCUGGUACCAACAGACCCCUGGGAAUCCUCCCAGAUACCUGCUCUAUUAUUUCAGUGAUUCUAGCACAAGCAGGGGCACUGGGGUCCCGGACCGGUUCUCUGGCUCUGCCUCUGGCAGUGUUGGCUACUUAACCAUCUCUGGGCUCCAAGCCGAGGAUGACGCUGAUUAUUACUGUCUGACUUUGGACAACAGCGCUAAGAUGCUCACAGGCUCUAAAGUUGCUGCACGUUUGCACAAAGCCAGGGGCCCAGCUGCACAGCAGCUGCCGAUUCCUUUUCCUCUGGCUUCCUCUAAGACCUUCACCAUGGUGCUGCGCCUCCUGGCUCUCCUCCUCCUCCCAGGGGUUUUGGUGCCAGUUUCCAGGGCGCAACCGGUGCUGACUCAGCCAGCCUCCAUUUUAGUGUUACCGGGACAAACGGUGAAACUCUCUUGUGCCCUGAAUCCUGGUUACAACAUCCGGGAGUUCGGGGUCGCCUGGUACCAGCAGAGACCUGGCAGCCCUCCAAGGUACCUGCUGUAUUACAACUCGGAGGUGGACAAGGACAAGCCUUCCGAAAUUCCGGACCGCUUCUCUGCGUCCAAAGACCUCGCCAGCAACGCCUGCGUUCUGACCAUCGCCGGGGUCCAGGCUGAGGACCACGCUGACUAUUACUGCUCGGUCUCAUAUCCCAUCUACUAUCUCUAG